This is a messenger RNA of Mercenaria mercenaria, 1827 nucleotides long. RefSeq lists its product as uncharacterized. The transcript is spliced from 5 exons. NCBI's taxonomy places the organism in Eukaryota, Metazoa, Mollusca, Bivalvia, Venerida, Veneridae. The coding region runs from base 1066 to 1827 and encodes 253 amino acids. The record is from RefSeq and is a predicted model, not a curated record.
AUAGAUGUGAAAAACAUUAGAUGUUUUCCCAGUUGUUUUGGACUUACCCUACAUCGAGUGAGAACUGAUACAGUUUUAUAAGUAUUGGAGUCAGACUGUCUUAUUUCAAAGCUUACUUUGCGACUGCAUGUGAUUUUUCAAAUGACAUAGGUUCAUCAUGACAAUAGAUUUACAGCAAUUUUUGCCAACAAUAUAUGACAUUUUCCACCGCCGUGUUGUUCAUUUGAUAUGGCUUAAUACAUUUUGAUCAUUUCCCUGAUACACCACGCGGGUAAAUAUUCCAUCACAGUAUUUUGUUGUUUCAAAUCAAUGAUGAUCUGUUCGCUACAAGUAAUAUUAAACAGAGAUAAGUGACAGAGAAACCCUCACUGUACUUUUUAGUAGACUGUUUCCGAAAUUAUUCGCUCCGCAGGAUGACUGGAUUUAAAAGCUAUAAACUUUAAAUGUGCUCAAACCACACAAAAAAUGGAUGAGGAAAACAGACAACUCUAUAUAUGGUUCCUUUAACAAACACAGUAAUACCAAUGAUGUUUUGAUAAAUAACUUACGUCUGACCUUCAUAACCUUAGAGCAAGCUAGAAUUACUGUGUUAUUGCGAGCAAUAAUCCUGAAUUAUGACUUUUCAAUCGUAAUCAUGCAAACAUAUGGAAACAGGUAAUAAUUUAAUUUUAAAUCCAACUUUCAACGCAUAAAGAGAGUAAGAAAGUUCGUUCCGUAAAGCAAACUGCAAAAUUAUAACAGAAAACAAGAAAUAGCGUACUUAAUAAAAUAAGUGAUUUUUCUCCAAUAAGAAAGUCUAAAUCAAUCAAUUUCUUUUUUAACCAGAAUCACGUCAUUAUAUCAGCAUUUAAUGUAACUGAAGAACUACAGAAAUCAUACGUUACAUGCUUUAACUUUGCUGGUUUACUUCUCCAAUUAGAACGAACUCUUCUUCCAAUUUUUACAUGCUUACUUUAUCUUUGCAUUUAUAGUUUGCAAUUCACUUGUACACAACAACCUUAUUUUAUAUUUCACACUAGAUCAUAGAGCUAAUACAUACACUAUAGCAGUUGUUGAAUAGCGAACAUGGAAGAAUCAACUGACGAUUUACGAAAGAAAUUAUCUGCUGUUAGUAGUUGUCUACGAGAAGCUGUGCAGAUAAUUGAAAAUUACAGCCGUCAACAAUUUCUUCUAACAGAAUCAAAGAGAAGAGAAAACAGAAGACUUGAAGCUGAAAAUGUGAAUCUUCACGAACAAAUUGAAAAGCUUGACAAACAGAUAAAAGUAACCGAGACGAAAUGUCAGGAUGAAAUUUCCAAGUUAAAACUACAUAUAGAACAGCAACGAAAAGAAAUAGACAAAUUAAAGGACAUCCACCUCCAAGAACAGAAGUUGAACGCGAACGCAAAACGUUUGAUACCUAACCAGGACGAUAAUACGAUCAAGCGCAAACUGCAGUCGUAUGACAGAAUGGAACUCAAGCUGAAGGAGACAGAAAAUAAACUGCGGUUCACAGAAAUUGAACUAGAUGAAACCAAAAAAAGACUAAGUAAAUCAAUGGGAGACCUACCAAUUGACAACUCCCCAAAAAUAGCACACUUCAGCGAUAAAAACCGACCUACUAAACUAGCUGAGAGGUAUAAAGAACUAUACGAUAACCAGUGGACAAAUGCGUAUGAAACUGUAAUCAAAAAAUACAAUGAGGAAAAAACUAUUGGGGUCUUAAUCAAUAUUUUAAUGGACACUUUUACUUUCUGUAAGAAAGAAGCAAAGAUACAAACGAAGGAAAUUCAAUAUACUAUCACACAGAAGCUUGUGAAAAAUGCACAACUUUGCUGGAAAGCUUAA